Helianthus annuus (common sunflower) is the source of this 572-nucleotide messenger RNA. Its product is annotated as 60S ribosomal protein L44. Lineage: Eukaryota; Viridiplantae; Streptophyta; Magnoliopsida; Asterales; Asteraceae. The coding region runs from base 143 to 460 and encodes 105 amino acids. Gene Ontology annotation, biological process: translation. The transcript has 4 exons. Gene Ontology annotation, molecular function: structural constituent of ribosome. The record is from RefSeq and is a predicted model, not a curated record. Gene Ontology annotation, cellular component: cytosolic large ribosomal subunit; ribosome.
UUCUAUGGGCCUUUGAUAUAAAGCCCAACCCAUGUCAAAACAGUUGAAAAUAAAAUACCUAGAUACAGAAUAAACCCUAAAAACUGGUGGUUCCUCUCUCUCUCUCUCAUCCGGCAGGUUGGUUCAUCGGAGAUCGUCAGCCAUGGUUAAUGUUCCAAAAACUAAGAAGACUUACUGCAAGAACAAGGAAUGCAGAAAGCACACAUUGCACAAGGUGACACAGUACAAGAAGGGUAAAGAUAGUUUGGCUGCACAAGGGAAACGUCGUUAUGACAGGAAACAGUCAGGAUAUGGUGGUCAAACCAAGCCCGUCUUUCACAAGAAGGCUAAAACCACCAAGAAGAUUGUGCUAAGGUUGCAAUGCCAAGGUUGCAAGCAUGUGUCCCAGCAUCCAAUUAAGAGGUGCAAACAUUUUGAAAUUGGUGGAGACAAGAAGGGCAAAGGAACAUCACUUUUUUAAGCAAUAUUCAUGUGUUAUUUUAGUAUGUUUAGACCUAUAUAUGUUUCAAGUUUUUAUGCAGGUUUAAUGUUGCAAACUUUAAAAUUUGUGUUUAAGGUUUUAUUUUUGUUUA